UAGUUGAUUGAUUUAUCAAUUUAUAAAAAAAAAUUGAUCUGAAAUCUCGGUUAGAUCUGUUGGUUCUCUCGAUCGAGGAGGGAGGUGAAGAAUCUGCGGUUGUCGGUGUUGAUUAGUUGCUUAGGGUAAUGUCAUAAGGUGAUUGAAUCAUAACAUUGUGAGAGGUUUGUUUGCUAUGAGCGUUUCUGGAAGCUGUAUCUUCUCGUUUUGGAUUGGAGUGAUCGAAGAGGACUUUGAUUGAAGAAGAGUCUUAGUUUUCUUUUUUGUUACCUAAUCUGGGUUUGGCUAAGUGUGUGUGAUUAAAAAAAAAUUUAUGAAGUUUUGGAGGGAACGUGAAAGGGAUAAUAAGGAGCAGAUCUUAGCUCCAUUAUGUGGCCAAGUUCGAGUAUUGGUUGUUGGUGACUCAGGUGUUGGAAAAACAUCACUUGUACACCUCAUCAACAAAGGUUCUUCUAUUGUUCGCCCAUCUCAAACGAUUGGAUGCACUGUUGGUGUCAAGCACAUGACGUACGGGAGUCCAGCUAGUUCUUCAAGUAGCAUUCAAGGUGACUCAGAGAGAGAUUUCUUUGUUGAACUCUGGGAUGUAUCAGGGCAUGAGAGAUACAAAGAUUGCCGUUCAUUGUUCUAUUCACAAAUCAAUGGAGUUAUUUUUGUUCAUGAUCUCUCUCAAAGAAGAACAAAAACAAGCUUGCAGAAAUGGGCGUCUGAGGUUGCAGCGACUGGAACAUUUUCGGCUCCUCUUCCCUCAGGAGGUCCUGGUGGUCUUCCUGUUCCAUACAUUGUUGUUGGCAACAAAGCAGAUAUAGCUGCAAAAGAAGGAACAAAAGGAAGCAGUGGAAAUCUUGUUGAUGCAGCUCGUCAUUGGGUUGAGAAGCAAGGUUUGCUUCCUUCUUCAAGUGAGGAUCUUCCUCUCUUUGAAAGCUUUCCUGGUAAUGGCGGUCUCAUAGCGGCUGCCAAAGAAACCAGAUACGAUAAGGAAGCUUUGAACAAAUUUUUCCGGAUGGUUAGUGUCAUUAACACACCUCUGCAUUCCUUGUUACCUCUCCAAGAUACCUUUCUAUAA
Messenger RNA from Camelina sativa (false flax), 1063 nucleotides. NCBI's taxonomy places the organism in Eukaryota, Viridiplantae, Streptophyta, Magnoliopsida, Brassicales, Brassicaceae. The record is from RefSeq and is a predicted model, not a curated record.